AUGAGUAGAAAUGUAGAUAAGGCCAACUCAGUUCUGGUACGAUUUCAAGAGCAGCAAGCAGAGUCGGCAGGUGGAUACAAGGAUUAUUCACGUUACCAGAGGCCCAGGAACGUGUCUAAGGUAAAAUCCAUAAAAGAGGCCAACGAAUGGAAGCGACAAGUAAGUAAAGAGAUAAAACAAAAAAGCACAAGAAUAUAUGAUCCGUCUUUAAAUGAAAUGCAGAUUGCGGAACUUAACGACGAACUUAAUAAUCUUUUCAAAGAAUGGAAGAGAUGGCAGUGGCACAUUGACCAUACACUUAUGGAAAAAAAAACCAAGAGGAAAAGGUUAGAAGACAGUCAUGUGCUGAUGAAUUCAGGAAAGCUGAUAAAUGGUAAGAGAUAUUUUGGAAGAGCCCUGGAAUUGCCUGAAGUAAAAGAAUGGCUCAAGCAGUCUCAAAGGCAGAAUGAUGGGGGUUCUAUAAACACCAAAUGCAUACCGAAGGAUAGAAAUGAUUUUUAUUACCAUGGCAAAGUCACAGCCGCCUUAACCGAAUUUGAGGCUAACUGGACAUCCAUUUUGAAAGCACAUUAUAAUGUGCCUGUGAAUGAAGAUGAAGAAGAAAUGUCAAGGCAGACACAAGAAAUCCAUGUACCAACUCUGGCAGAUAUGGAGCAUUGGUUAGUGCAAAGAAGAAAAAAGAAACUAAUGGAUGAACUUAACCUUUAG
Messenger RNA from Saccharomyces cerevisiae S288C, 708 nucleotides. RefSeq names its product Isy1p (gene ISY1). NCBI's taxonomy places the organism in Eukaryota, Fungi, Ascomycota, Saccharomycetes, Saccharomycetales, Saccharomycetaceae. The record is from RefSeq and is marked reviewed. Bases 1 to 708 code for a protein of 235 amino acids. The transcript has a single exon. Gene Ontology annotation, biological process: generation of catalytic spliceosome for second transesterification step. Gene Ontology annotation, cellular component: U2-type spliceosomal complex; nucleus; post-mRNA release spliceosomal complex.